UGUUGGUACAUUGUUUGAAAAGUAGCGCCGUAUGAUAGUUGUUGGGUAUUGUUUAAUUAAUAGAUCAGUCAAAACAUUCAUACGUUGAUGAGACAGUGUAUUAAGAUACUAAGGUAAACAGAUUUUGCCCUGCACUGUCAUCGUGACCCAGAAUGCAGAUCAGAUCGCUGCUUCAGAUGUGCAUUGAAACUAUAGUGAGCAGCAAUAGAUGCGAUUGUGGCUCACUAAAAUUACUACCACCUAAUCUUAAAACUAGGAUUCUUGUAGUCUUCACAAAGAGGGGUAACAUUAGUAAUAAUAGUUUAUCCUCUUUGUUGCAUCCAGGAAUUACCAAACUAGAUUUGAGUGAAUGUGAAAUUGACAAUAAAUCCUUGGAAGCUGUUUCAGUCUGUCAACAGCUCAGAAAGCUCGACCUCAAUCCUGGUCGUAAUCAAAUAAGAAACUUGUCAGUAACAGCUCUGUCUCAGUUAUUUCAGAGUCUUCCUUACCUGUCAAAACUGUCCAUGAGAAGAAUUUUUGCAGUAACUGAUGAAGUGAUUAUUUCUGUCAGCCGAUAUUGCCCAUUGUUAAGUGAACUGGAUGUAGGGGGUUGCACCCACAUCACAGAUGAGUCCCUCAUGGCACUCCGAAAUUUAAAUUCACUUACUGCUAUAAAUAUAGCACAUUCAGAGGUGACUGAUGCAGGCGUGAUAAGCCUUGUAUCUGGAGAGAGCCGUGAAACUCUUUCAGAAUUUCGCUUGGAAAUGUGCAAAAAGGUUACUGAUGAUUCCAUCGAAGCUAUCAUUUAUAACUGCAGAAAUAUUAAGUACUUAGUCUUCCAUGGCUGCUCUGUAAUAGGAGACUGGCAUGAAGCUAUGGAGGCUAUGGGAUGUCAUGUUAAGGAUUUGCGAUGGACGGUAUAUUGAAUUUGCAGAAUAUAACCUCUGGCACAAUUAUACGUAGGAGGUGUCUGUUUCAACUGAAGAAUGAUGGAUUGCAUGCGAGACAUGUCCUUGCCUGUCUUGCUUGUAUUAGAGUUAAAAUUGCACAGCUUCCCAAUCCUUUUUCACUCAGUGCCUGAUUGAACUUCUGCUUCGAGUACAAACUGUUUCUAGCAUUUCUAUUCCUGCAAAGUCAGAGAGAUGGUGCUUUGUUGAGUUUUCCUGCAUUAUGUACAAAAUGUUAAUAGUUGUACAAAUUAUUUAAGAAAAAAGAGGUUGCACUUGACAGCUUCUUUGUGACUCAUUAAAAAAAGAAAACAGACUGUUUAAUGUUUAUUAUGCAGGCAGUUAAACUGCCCCAUUACAACUGAUAAUGAAUAUGCAAUGUGAUAGUGACUUAAAGAAACAAGUUAAAUGUAAUUCAGAAUUAUAUUUCUCUUAUCAUGCAAUAGAAAUUUCUCAGUGGUGAUUCAGUUUCCUGUACUUUGAUGCUUAGGGAUCUCCACAUGGGUGGAAACUGUUGAAAAAAAAAAAUCUCAAAAUUCUACAACCAUUAAACGUUUCUAAACAAAGAAGUUGAAGGAAAAGGAAUAGGUAGUAUGCUUGUUUGUGCAAAAUAAGAGUUGGCCUCUUGAGGGACAAUCUGUCUAACUGAUUGAUUUGCUGCCUUUGUUUUGGCUCUCUGCUCCUCAUGAUGCUUGUACUGUUCUGCUAGCUGCCU
Molecule: messenger RNA, 1641 nt
Organism: Schistocerca cancellata (South American locust)
Lineage: Eukaryota; Metazoa; Arthropoda; Insecta; Orthoptera; Acrididae
Product: protein AMN1 homolog
Exons: 6
Coding region: 153-905 (250 amino acids)
Biological process (GO): SCF-dependent proteasomal ubiquitin-dependent protein catabolic process
Cellular component (GO): SCF ubiquitin ligase complex
Molecular function (GO): protein binding
Source: RefSeq, a predicted model, not a curated record